Messenger RNA from Phlebotomus papatasi, 609 nucleotides. Its product is annotated as probable splicing factor, arginine/serine-rich 7. The transcript has 3 exons. NCBI's taxonomy places the organism in Eukaryota, Metazoa, Arthropoda, Insecta, Diptera, Psychodidae. The record is from RefSeq and is a predicted model, not a curated record. Gene Ontology annotation, molecular function: protein binding. Bases 14 to 475 code for a protein of 153 amino acids.
UUACAAAGUCACAAUGAAGUUAGCUAUUAUAGUAUUACUAGCGUUGUUGGUCAUUAUAGCAGAGUCCCUUAAACUUCGUCGAUUUGACGGUCGUGAUAUGGAUCGUUCUGAUCGAUUUGGUCGACGUGAUAUGGAUCGUUUUGAUCGAUUUGAUCGACGUGAUAUGGAUCGUUCUCAUCGAUUUGGUCGACGUCAUAUGGAUCGUCUUGCUCGAUUUAAUCGACGUGAUCGUGAUCGUUUUGAUCGACUUGACCGACGUGAUCGUGACCGUCUUGAUCGAUUUGAUCGUCGUGAUCGUGAUCGCGAACUCAAUCGCUUACUUCAAUUGCAGGGUGGUAGACGUGGACAUAACCGUAGACGCGCUAAUAGGCGUGAUAGAGAUAAUCGAAGACGCGACAGUAGGCGUGAUCGACAUGACCGAAGGCAUGAUCUACGUGACCGAAGGCGUGAUAGUAUGUUUGAUCAUGAGAAUUAGAUUAAUUUUAUCAUCUGAAUGUUACCUUUUCGCUGGUGAUACCGAUUCAACAUGGCUAUUUUCUGGUUUAUGCAAAAGUAUUCUUUGAAAUGUUACGGAGCGAAAUAAAAUAAAUAAGAACUUUAUAGUGCAAA